UUUGAAUAUUCACCAUGCGAAACAGUUCGCUUCGAAUUAUUUCCACCCUAUCGUGAACGGCAUCAACGGCGAAAUAAUUGUCAAAUUAUUGGUGAAAUUUUUCGUUAAAAUUUUGUGCGCGAAAUAUAUUUGAAUCAUGUCAAAAUCGAUUAAUAAAACGCAAUCUGAAAUUUUGCUCAGUAAAAUGGCAGAAAAUCCUGAUUUAGCGGCUGGCUUCUCUAAACAAGGAAAAGACAGACAAGAAGCGUUAUGGAAGGAAACGGCCGCGGAUUUGAACAGUGCUGGGCCUCCGACUAAAACGGUGUCUGAGUGGAAAAGGGUUUGGAAUGACCAAAAGCGUUACGUACGCAAAAAGUUGACGUUUAAUGCGGAACAAAUUAGAGGCACUGGUGGGGGACCAAACCUGCAUCAUAAACUGUCAACAUCGGAGGAAACUAUUGUAGCAAUCACUGGCAUGACAAAUAGCGUUGAGGGAUUGGAAGGAAUAGUGUCACACGGAUUUCAGCCGCUAAGCACAACUGAGAGUGAAUUGGACGCAGAAACAAUUGUGAACAAAAGUCCACAGCAAACUCCAAAAAGGAACCCCUUUCUUAAAGAUGCGCCGUCAUCCUCUAAAAGAAAGGGCACAUCUGUGAUAUUAGAAGAAGAAAUAGAAGUGCAAAAAGAAAUCUUAAAACGGAUAAGGAGAAUUGAAGACAAUACAAGGGCGUUGAAUAAAAAUUUCACAAUUUUAAACAAUUUAAAGGAAGAAGAAUUAAAAGAACUAAAAAAUCAAACGAUAGAAAAUAAGCGGCAUAAUAUUGAAAUAGAAAAUUUGAGAAAAAGAGAAAUUAAAGCAAAGUUAGAAAAAACAAGAAGGUUAAUAGAAAUUGAAGAAAUGAAGCUUUCAAUGAUGAAAAGAUAA
Bactrocera dorsalis (oriental fruit fly) is the source of this 904-nucleotide messenger RNA. RefSeq lists its product as uncharacterized. Gene Ontology annotation, cellular component: nucleus. The record is from RefSeq and is a predicted model, not a curated record. The coding region runs from base 137 to 904 and encodes 255 amino acids. NCBI's taxonomy places the organism in Eukaryota, Metazoa, Arthropoda, Insecta, Diptera, Tephritidae. The transcript is spliced from 3 exons.